AUGUCGGGCAACUCAUGGCCCGUCAAGGUGGCCCGCCAGGGCAGCGGGAACUACAGCGGGGAGCUCACGAUGGAGCAGCGGUUGCAGUCCGCAGGGCUCGCUCCCAUCAGGCGCUCGGAGAGUAACUCCUCUCUGCCGAGGUCCCUAAGUUUCAGCGGUCCACAGAACUACAAUCUCAGUUUCAGCGGCCCUCUAGACCAGCCCCCAAACCCCAACGACCCGGUCGAUCCCCAGCGCCCCCCCUCACGCGGCCUUGCGAGAACUAGUAGCGGACAUUUUCUGCCCCCAGAUGGCCAGGGCUUGGUCCGAACCACCAGCGGGAGGCUUGUCCCCGUCGACAGCCAAGGGAUGGUUCGCAGCACCAGUCAGACACUGCUCAGAACGCCGAGCGGGCCGCUCUCAAGGUCGAACAGCGGACAGUGGGAGCUGGGGUCGAUUGACAAUGGGCAAACGACCCCCCGAACGGAGGGGGGAUGGGCCAGCGGAAGCGAGGGCGGGAGACUGCCAAGGCAGAGGUCGGGCCCCCUUUAUGGUGCCAGCCAAGAAUCCGCACAAGAGCGCGCACAGAAACGCCAGCAGCUUCCUCGUUGGAGGACUCCCCCCCGCAGCAACAGCUCGAAGCCGGAAAUCCCCUCUGGGGAAGUGGAACUCCUACCAAAGCACUCAGGCCCAACCAGGUCACGGCCAGAGAUGGAGUCAGAGAAGAGAGACAGUGAAAGGAGACAGGCCGAACGGAUGCAGAGUGAGAGGGUGGAGAAUCGGGAACAAGAACAGCAAGCGCCAGUUGCGAAGCCACCCCCCUUGGAACCCGCACAACCGAACGGGGGGCUGCUGCACCGGCCCGACGAGGAGGACGGUGUGACCGAGCGGACCCCCCUGAACGUGGACAUGUUGCACGAUCUUGAGGGGUUAGAAAUGGGCCAGGGGGGUUCGGCGCUUCUCACGGACGAGCUGAAACGGUACCUCUUUGGUGCGGGGGAGGAUCGCUUAUUGGAAUUGGUGGCCAAGUUUUACGACACGCUUAUGGAUUACGGGUUGGUUGACACGGCCAUCCAGCUGACGUCAGAGUUGGUGGAGGAGCGCGUUGUGGCGGCGGAUUUGGAGGAGGACCGCGACCUGACGGGGAUCGAGAAGCUGCUCAAGCACGGGCUGCUCGAGUUUCUGAUGCGCAUCGCACCGCUGCUGAAGCCGCUGCCGGCGCAGGUCAUCAAGUUUAAGGACGUCAUCUACGCCGCGCGCAUCCGGCCUGAGAUCGAGGGCGGAAUCACGGUCGCCAGCAGCUUCGAGCGGGCGUUCCUGGGACGUUUCCGCGAUGCAGUGCUGCCGAGACCCCACAAGAUCAUUCCCAUGCUCGAUCGGAUCACGGGGUUCCUCAUGCCAGGCAGCUUGACACUGGUCCUUGGGCCGCCAGGGUGCGGCAAGACUGCGUUGCAUCAGGUCCUAUCGGGUCGUGCCAAGCUGGACAAGAACACCGAAAAAGCGGGCGAGAUCACCUACAACGGACAGCCCCUCUCGAAGCUGAAUGCCAAGCGGAUCGCCGCUUACAUUGCCGAGCAGCGGGAACACCUUGCAAACCUAACGGUGCGCGAGACGUGCGAGUUUGCGCGGGACUGCACGGAUGCAGGCAUGCACAAAAACAAGGACGCGGCAGAGCUUAAACAGCUUGUCGGGGAUGCGAUUGCGGAGGGACAGGACCCUCGCCUGGAGGUGGUUCUCCAGCUUUUGGGCCUGACCGCGGCAGGCAACACGCUGCUCGGCAAGGGCGCGAAGGGCCUCGCGACGGCCGAGCGGCUGCGGGUCACAAGCGCAGAGAUGCUGGCGGGCACGUAUGCGGCGUACUUCUUCGACGACUUCACGACGGGGCUGGAUAACGGAACGUUGUAUGACAUCGUGGCUGCUAUCCGCACGAUGGCGCGCGUGUUUGGCACCACCAACCUGUUUUCGCUGCAGCAGCCCCCGCCAGAAGUGUUUGAUCUUUUCGACCGCCUCAUCCUGCUCCACGAAGGCCGCGUCGUUUACCAGGGCCCCCGAGAAGACGUCCUUUCUUACUUCCAGAGCCUCGGGUACAUCAAGCCCCCCUUGUGCGAUGUUGCUGACUUCCUCCAGGAGGUGACGACGGGCGCCGGAGAGCUGUUCCUGCUGCCGGGCUUCCCCAAGCUGUCGUCCGACGGCUUUGUCCAAGCGUACGAGACGUCCGAGUACUGCCGAGAGGUCAAGCGUAUAGUGGACUCCCCCGAGACCAACCUGACCUUUUGGACCACGUGUCCUCACCCGCUCGGACUCCAUCUGCAAGACACCCGUGUUGGAAAGGGCGCCCUGGUGUCCAACCUAGACGAGGAGGCCAACCUGCGCGUGUGCUCCAUGACCUUUACCGCCCCACCAUUACCGGGGGAUCAGAUCACGGGGGUGUCUGGGCCCAACGGAAAGCUGGAAUACCUUGCGCUGAAUGGGAUUCGGAGCGCGGAGGCAGUGGAAGAGCGGAUUGAGCGGUCGAGGGAGCCUGUUCGCCUACAGCUUGAGAGGCCGCUGCCUGAGUUGCUGGAAGAGGAUCGCCGCGAGUACGAGAAGGAGUACGUGCAGGGCUUCUUCAAGUCAGCCGCCACGCUGGCGGGCCGCCAGUGGGCCAUUGGGAGCCGGGACUUGUACCUUACUCUGUCACGACUGUUCCUGGCGCUCCUGCUGGCCGUGGUGACGGGAACCAUCUUCUGGCAGGUGACCAACUCGCCGUCCCGCGAGAGCUACGACCUGCGGCGCGCGAUCACGUUCGCGGCCGUCCUGAUCCCCGUCCUCAACUCGCUCGCGUCCGUGUCCGCAAAGUUCGACGAGCGGCAGGUGCUGUACAAGCAGCGCGACGCACGCUUUUUCCGGGUGGUUCCGUACGUCAUCGCGGACACGCUCGUCGGCGUGCCCUUCUCUGUGUUUGAGGUGGUGUUCUUCGCGCCGUUCGUCUACUUCUUCUCCGGCCUCACCGCCACCCACGGCGGCUCCCACUUCUUCAUCUUCCUGCUCGUCGUCUUUUUGGUCUCCCUCGUGGGCGCCGCGCUCGUGCGCUUCAUGGUCACCGUCAGCCCCUCCAAAAACAGGGCCACCGCAGCCACCGGCUCGGUGCUGGCGCUGUGCUUCGUUUUCUCCGGCUUCUUCGUCGUCAAGGACCAGGUGCCCAAGGGCUGGAUCUGGGCCUACUAUGCGUCGCCCCUGCAAUGGGCCCACACGAGCCUCGUUCUCAACGAGUUCCUCUCCUCCAAGUACAACGCCAUCUGCGCCGCGCAGCAGCUUGCGAUCGCAACCUACUGCCAGGCGCCGGACGAGCGGCUCGGGAAGUCGUACCUCCAAGGAUACAAUUACCCCGUCACAUUCACGUGGGUCUGGUACGGCGUUGCCGCCCUCGCGGGCUUCUACCUCCUCUUUAUCUUCGCUACCGCGUUCGCUCUCCAACGGGUGCGCUUCAAGCUCAAGGGGGGCCGGCCCCCGACCGACCGGAAAGAAGCGGCACAGCUCGGUUCUACUUCACCCGAACACCCACUUUCGGUGAAGUAUCUAGCAAACCAGGCGAACGAGCCGGCCCCCCUGGAAAAGAUCGAUAUCCGGGACGGGGGGAUGAGCGGGGAGUUUGAGCAUAAGAACAUGAUCAAGCCGCCGGGGAUCCUGGAGUAUGUGCCCGUGACGCUGUCCUUCCACAACAUCCACUACGAUGUCCCCGUGCCAGGCACCAGCCCCGACGCCCCCAAGGUCCUCCUCCGUGACGUCAGCGGGUUUGCCAAACCCGGGUACAUAACCGCGAUCAUGGGCGGCCCUGGGGCUGGGAAGCGCAUCCUGCUAGACGUCCUGGCGGGGCAACAGAAGGGUCACAUCACGGGGGACAUCCUCGUGAACGGGUUCGACCGGGUCGAGAGCACUUUCAAGCGCAUUUCCGGGUACGUCGCACUUCAGGACACAUUGUCGCCGUACCUGACGGUCGAGGAGACGCUGCGCUUCGCGGCACGGCUGCGGUUGCCGAGCAGCACGCUCGACCAGCAUCUGCAGGCCUUCAUCGUCGAGGUGAUGGAGGUGCUGGAGCUGCUGCCUAUUCGCAACUUUUUGGUGGGCAUCCCGACCCGGGUGGGCCUGGGCAUCGAGCAGAUCAAGCGGGUCAGCAUCGCCACGGAGCUCGCGGCGAACCCGAGCAUCAUCUUCUUCGACGAGCCGACAGCCGGUUUGGACUCGCGCGGCGCGCAGCGGCUGAUGCGCGGCAUCCGCAACAUCGCCAACACGGGGCGGACGAUUGUGAUGACGUCACACCAGCCCAGCGCGCGCCUCUUCUCCGCAUUCGACAUGCUGCUGUUGCUUAAGUUCGGGGGGGAGACCGUCUUCUUCGGGCCAAUCGGGCCUGACGGAGAAAACGUGGUCAAAUACUUCGAGGCGAUACCCGGAACUGUCGCGUGCGGCGACAACCAGAACCCCGCGUCGUACAUCAUGGAGGUAAUCGGCGCCGGAAUUACGCGCGUGGCGCACCGAGAGUACGCUAUAGACUACAAGAAGAGCGAGCUGUAUGACGUCAAUGCAGAGGAACUCGAUACGCUGCGCUGGAGCAAGGGCGAGGCGGGGCCGGACUUUUCGGAAGAGGGCUAUGCGGCGCCCCCCUGGCGGCGGCAGGGCGAGGUGACGAAGCGCGCGGUGCGCACCUUCUGGCGGAACGUGAACAACAGCUUCGGGCGCGCGCUCAUGGGCAUCCUACUCGCGCUCAUCCUGGGCUCGCUCUGCUUCAAGGUUGGCCAAGACACUACCUCCGGCGUGGUGUCACGUGUCGGAGUGAUCUACCUCGCCGUGCUACUCUUCGGCCUGAUGAACGCGGUGUUUGUGGUGAUGGCCUGGAACCGCGAGCAGCCCAUGUACCUGCGAGAGCGCCACGUGUCGGCCUACAGCGCGCUCAAUUACAGCCUCGCCUGGGGUUUCGCGGAGCUGCCUUUCCUGCUGGUGACGUCUUUCAUCUUCACCAUCAUCGUCUACGGCAUGGCUGACAUCGCGCUGACGUCAGGCACCACUUUCCUGACGUCACUCGCAGCCGUCUUUCUCUACACCCUGGCCAUGGUCUACUUCGGGCUGCUUGUGGCCGAGGUCGCGCUCAACGCCAAGGUCGCCGCGCUCAUCCUCACCUUCUUCACCACCCUCUGGAGCCUAACCUCGGGUUACCUCGUUAACCGCGCCAACAUCCCCGACUUUUACGUCUGGCUUUUCUGGCUUAACCCGCUCCAGUACGCGUUCAACUGUCUCGCUAGUGUCGCCUUUUACUGCAACACUAGCACGCCGAACUGCAUUCUUGCGGGUUGCCUCAUCGACGGGAACGCGUGCCCCCAGUGCCGCUGUGAGCGGCUAUUGGACCAUCCGAACUUUAACCGGAUCACAUGGCCGGUUGUGCAGGGAGAAUGGAACUUGACCUACAGCCGGCGGGGCUAUGAUUUACUGGCUUUGAUAGCGUUCACUCUCUUGUUCAAAGCCCUAGCAGUCCUCGCAUUCCGGAUCUUCAACAAAACCAGGAAGGUGUGAGCUUGCCAAGGCAUGGCACGCUUGUUCUUUCUAAUGUUUCUAGUGAUUAUGGGGUAGCUUUAAGCGUUGCGACAUCACUCGUGUCUCGUUUACGCCUCUACGUCCUUGGGUUGACAUUCAAAAGCAUCGGUGUAGCGUCAAAUCACAUCGCUUUAGUUGUCAUAGGUUAGGUAACGUCAGUAAACUAGUUGCGCAAGUGGUGCGUUGUUGGAACCCCGUGUUGGCCAGUCGAGGUACGUCAGACGCAGCAGCAAUCAGCAUUGCCAAGGAAGUCUUACCUUGUGUCGCAGGCAAGGGUGAGACCGAGAGACAAGCGUGUAACAUAUAUGUUUUUUAUUGGGCACACUGUUCCGCGGCAGAUUGGUCCGGUCGAACCAGCCAGGGCUGUUCGUACUGGGCCGGUGCUACCCGC
Messenger RNA from Klebsormidium nitens, 5935 nucleotides. Lineage: Eukaryota; Viridiplantae; Streptophyta; Klebsormidiophyceae; Klebsormidiales; Klebsormidiaceae. The record is from the annotation of a GenBank genome assembly.